Sapajus apella (tufted capuchin) is the source of this 3347-nucleotide messenger RNA. RefSeq names its product DDB1 and CUL4 associated factor 12 (gene DCAF12). Gene Ontology annotation, cellular component: Cul4-RING E3 ubiquitin ligase complex. NCBI's taxonomy places the organism in Eukaryota, Metazoa, Chordata, Mammalia, Primates, Cebidae. Gene Ontology annotation, molecular function: protein binding. The record is from RefSeq and is a predicted model, not a curated record. The coding region runs from base 319 to 1374 and encodes 351 amino acids. The transcript is spliced from 6 exons.
GGCGACGCUGUCGGAAGUGCGGCUGCGCAAAGGUGACGGCGCGCGGGCGAGGGAGGGGGUGUUUUGGUUCUAGCCGCUCGCCGUCCUUCCAGGCUCUGCCGUCGGAAAGCCUGUCGUUCUCGUUUCCCCUUUCCUUUCCCAGCCCCAAUCCUUCCUCUCGCUUUCCCUUCUUUCUGCUGCCGCUCCGGGUCCGGGCCAUUUUCCGGGCCGGGCGCACUAAGGUGCGCGGCCCCGGGGCCCAGUAUAUGACCCGCCGUCCUGCUACCCCUCGCUUCCCCCGCCCCAUGUGGCUGCGGGGCAGCGGCAGCGCUGUCCACUAUGGCCCGGAAAGCAGUUAGCAGGAAGCGGAAAGCGCCCGCCUCGCCGGGAGCUGGGAGCGACGCUCAGGACUCGCAGUUUGGCUGGGAUCACUCGCUUCACAAAAGGAAAAGACUUCCUCCUGUGAAGAGAUCCUUGGUAUACUACCUGAAGAACCGGGAAGUCAGGCUGCAGAAUGAAACCAGCUACUCUCGAGUGUUGCAUGGUUAUGCAGCACAGCAACUUCCCGGUCUCCUGAAGGAGAGAGAGUUUCAACUUGGGACCCUUAAUAAAGUGUUUGCAUCUCAGUGGUUGAAUCAUAGGCAAGUGGUGUGUGGCACAAAAUGCAACACGCUAUUUGUAGUAGAUGUCCAGACAAGCCAGAUCACCAAGAUCCCCAUUCUGAAAGACCGGGAGCCUGGAGGUGUGACCCAGCAAGGCUGUGGUAUCCAUGCCAUUGAACUGAAUCCUUCUAGAACACUGCUAGCCACUGGAGGAGACAACCCUAACAGUCUUGCCAUCUAUCGACUACCUACACUGGAUCCUGUGUGUGUAGGAGAUGAUGGACACAAGGACUGGAUCUUUUCCAUUGCAUGGAUCAGCGACACUAUGGCAGUGUCUGGAUACUUGGUUGGGGGAGGUGGGCAGUGGGAACUCAGUGUUGGAAAAAGUCAGGCUAGCAGACAGUCAAGCACAUACUCUCUCCUGCCUCACUCCCUUUUACUUUUCUCGCUUUUAGGGAUCCGGUCAGUGAGUUUCUAUGAGCACAUCAUCACUGUGGGAACAGGGCAGGGCUCCCUGCUGUUCUAUGACAUCCGAGCUCAGAGAUUUCUGGAAGAGAAGCUCUCAGCUUGUUAUGGGUCCAAGCCCAGACUAGCAGGGGAGAAUCUGAAACUAACCACUGGCAAAGGCUGGCUGAAUCAUGAUGAGACCUGGAGGAAUUACUUUUCAGACAUUGAUUUCUUCCCCAAUGCUGUUUACACCCACUGCUAUGACUCGUCUGGAACGAAACUCUUUGUGGCAGGAGGUCCCCUCCCUUCAGGGCUCCAUGGAAACUAUGCUGGGCUCUGGAGUUAAUGACAACUUAACUCCCCAAAUGUAGAGAUUUAUACUAACUUCCAUCCUCAGUUUCUUUGCUUCUUUUGAAAUUUUUUUCCCCAAUUGUGUGAGGCUCUCGUGUUUUAGUGGGAACACCAAAGUUUGCCUAUGGUUUAGGCACUUAAUAGGAAGAAGCUCUGUACAGAAAUCUGAAGGUUGUUUUGUUUUUUGUUUUCCCUUUUGGUAAUCAAAAUUUUACUAUCUUUUAUGCUUUCUCUCUUUUCAACCAAACAUUGUUGCUAAUCCUUAUUUUUCUUUAAGUGACACAUAUUCCCCCUUCUCUGGCUUCUUUAGGCUGAAAUGACAUAGUCAUUCUCACCCUUACUUCACUCUUGAGAGGUAGGGCUCCUUUAUAAUUAUAUGGUUGCUGUCAGACUUUCUGUGAAAGUUUGGGAGCUGUGUGUGUGUGUGUGUGUGUGUGUGUGUGUGUGUGUGUGUGAGAUCUUGCGUGCCUGUAGGUACUGUGUGUCACUGAAAUUACCUGGAGUGAGGAUUACUUGUAAUUAAAAUAUUUAUAAAAGAAACAACUUUAUUCACAGAGUCCAGCUUUGGGACUAGUCUGUAUCUUGUUUUUUAAAGUCUAACAACACUGAUGAUAGGAAGUAAAAAUGGAAAGGAAAAGAAAUUACCACUGGGCAAACCUUUUGAGUUAGAUUGCAGGCUUCCUGGGGCCUCUCAUGCCAGAACUGCAAAGUGAUCCAGCCCUACCUGUCUUCCCAGCUGUGUGUUCCCCAUGUGGGAAGUUUGUGUCACUUCCACUUCCCACCCUCCCAUCUGCCCAACCAGUAGCCAGUCUCCUAAAACAUCAAACUCACCAUCCAGGUGCAGCUCUAGAGGCUGCAAAAGGUUUCAUGGGACUUAGUAGAGAGGAUCCCGAUCCUUGCCUCCCUCUCCUUCCCCUCAAGACCUGAUCUGGUGUUUUAGGGGCCUGGAGCUGGGAGUCUUAAUCUGCUAAGAUUCACAUCCAUAGUCCCCUUGGCUUUGAAGAGAACCCUUUCUGCCAUUCUUCCAAUCUCCCCAAUGGGUUUUUCUAUUAUUUUCUAAAUUGGGUUAAGUCUAAGAGGGUGGGGGUGAGCAGGGGUUUUAUCCAUGUGUAGUGAGUGCUUAUUGUGUGGAAUAUUCAUUUUCUCACUGCAGCGGGAUUUGGGGUUGAAGCCACCCCUCCUACUCAGUUGGCACAGCCCUGAAAUGGUGACAGGCUGGCCUGCAGUCAGCAUCGUCGUGCAUGUAACAGCAUCGAUGUGAUUAGUACUUUGUCUGUUCCUCCCUUGAACUGUCUGUUUAGUCUGAAGUUUUUAAACUUGCAGGCAACUGACCGUGCUGUCCACUUGUUCCCUGCUUUUUAUGCAUCAUGUCGAAGAUAACAGCUGUUCCUACCCACGAAUUCCUCUAAGCACAUAUUCUGCUUUUCUGUCAACAUCCCAUUGUGGGGAAAGGAAAAGUCACAUUUAUUCCUGCACCCCAUUUUUUUAACUUGCUCUCCCAGUUGUCCCCCUCUUCUCUGGGUGUAAAUAGGGAAAUUGGAAAAAAAAAGAAUAUCCUCCUCUUAAUGGUGAGGGGCUGCUGGAGAGGGAGACAGCAAGUCCACCCUCACUUGUUACACAGCACAUACCACAGGUUCUGGAAUUCUCAUCUUUGAACCUAGAGAAAUAGGUGCUAUAAACAGAAUUAAACACAAUGCUGGAUACUAUAGAUCUUUUAAUUGUCUUAAUUUUUUUUCUAUUAUUAAACUACAGGCUGUAGAUUUCUUAGUUCUCACAGAACUUCUAUCAUUUUAAACUGACUUGUAUAUUUAAAAAAAAAAAAAAUCUUAUAAGUAGGAUGUUUUGUACUAUUGCCAGACCCUUUUAUGUGAUGGGCAAUGCGUUUGAUCGUUUGAGAUUUUCUGUUUUUAAAAAUGUAGCACUUGACUUUUUGCCAAGGAAAAAAAUAAAAAUUAUUCCAUUGCAAAA